This is a messenger RNA of Mesorhabditis belari, 2343 nucleotides long. NCBI's taxonomy places the organism in Eukaryota, Metazoa, Nematoda, Chromadorea, Rhabditida, Rhabditidae. The record is from the annotation of a GenBank genome assembly.
AUGGCGAAAUUGAAACAACAAGCUCGGCCUCCGGGCAGCUCCAAAUCAUCGCAAAAACUUUUGAUGCCAUAUUCAUACUUCAUAAUCAUUUCCGUUGUGGGAGCUUUAGCUGCUUAUGCUUACUUCCACUGGCCCUCAAAGGAUUCCACACUAAUAAAAUUCUUGCCACCUAUUCAACUUGCUGAGCAGCCUAAGAAGACAAUAUGGGGAUCGUUUCGCUCACAAAACUACUUUGGAUUACGGACGAAAACCCCGAAAGGGAUGCUAUUUGGAAUGGCUUGGUACAGCCAGCCUUCGAUGAUGUCAAUGCCAAAUAUGCGACAUGUUUGUGAUCAAGGAGAUGGACUAAAUCAUUAUGCAUGGACCAAAGCCGAUGGACGCUCGUUUGGCCAACAAAUUGUGAACGACUCUUCGGGCCUGAUUUUGAAUACCGAUUGGAUUUCUCACGAAGACACUUUUACGGCGCGAAUUUCAGGAUUGCAGAAAAAUCCAAAACAAAGAACUGCUGUAAUUCUGUAUUUACUGAAACAGGACCCACAAGCCACUCUUUCUAUCAAUAAAAAGUUGAACGAUCGCCAUGUGAAACGAUUGUUUAAUGGUCAAUCGGACGAAUUUGGAAGUUACUACGUGGAUCUAUCGAUUUCUGCUCAUGGUGUAUAUUCUUCAACGCUCGGUGGAGCAUCGGUUGAUAUUACAAACAUACGAGAUUACUUUCUACGUCAUACGACCGCCGAUGAAACAAGUGACGGUCUCAUUUAUCAGCUGAACCAGCAAGAUGUUGUGGAAAAUCCUGUGAUUGCCGCAAUUCAAUUAAAUCUGCCCGAAAAGUUCGACUUAACGAUUUCGUUCAAUUCUCAGAACCACACCGCUUUGACAGAAAAAAGCUUUCUUGAAGCUCUAAAUGCAAGGGUCACCUCGUUUGAAGAAAAGAUAGAGGAGGCUUUCAAGUUGAAAAACAAGGGUUAUACAAACAAUGAGCUGCAUCUUGGGCAGCUUGCAUUGUCAAAUAUGUUGGGAAGUAUUGGAUAUUUCUACGGUCAUAAUAAAGUGCAACUUCCAGGAAGUGACAAGGUUCAAGCGUACGGCACCCAUUCUCUCGUAACGGCUGUCCCUUCACGCCCUUUCUUUCCUCGAGGAUUUCUUUGGGACGAGGGAUUUCACAAUAUGCUGAUUCGAAAGUUUGACCAAGAGCUUUCCCUCGAGAUACUCGUUUCAUGGUUAAACACAAUGAACGUGAACGGUUGGAUACCAAGAGAAAUGAUUCUGGGCGAAGAAGCUGAAUCUAGGGUGCCUGCAGAAUUUGUCAUUCAACGAUCGAAUGUUGCAAAUCCACCGAGCUGGUUUUAUGUUAUCUGGAAAAUGAUUGAGGAUAAAGAGUUUUCUGUAAAGCACAAGAAAGUCUUCGAGCAAAUUUAUCCUAAAGUCUCCAGAUGGUAUAAUUGGUUGAGGCAAAGCCAGAAAGGAGAUCAGAAGAAUACAUUCAGAUGGCGAGGAAGAAACGCGACAAUUGAGACGGAAUUAAACCCAAAAACCUUAUCUAGUGGACUUGACGACUAUCCUCGAGCAUCUCAUCCGUCUACUCAAGAGCGACAUCUCGAUCUUCGAUGCUGGUUGGCAAUUGCGAGUAGAGUAAUGGUUGAGCUGGCCAACCUUUUUGGUUCGGAGGCGGAAAAGAAACGUUAUGACGAAUACUUGAAGCAUGAUAGCGACUUUGAAGAUCUUGUUGAAAAGCAUUGGAGUCAUGAAGCUAAGGCUUUCGUGGAUUAUGGUUUGCACAGUUACGACGUCGAAUUGAAACGGGUCCCAUUAAAAAAGAAAGGAAAGCAGCCUGAGGAGUGGAUUUGGAAACGCGUUAGCGAGAAGCCUCAAUUGAGGAUGGUGGAUGAUGUAUUUGGCUACAAUAGUUUGUAUCCACUUAUCGCACGACUUAUUCCACCAAAUUCUGAAUAUAUGGAACACACGCUGAAUAGGAUACGCGAUGAAAAGGAAUUGUGGACCAAUUUUGGGCUUCGAUCACUCUCCAAACAGUCUCCAUAUUACGGACAAAAGAACACCGAACACGAUCCACCUUAUUGGAGAGGCUAUAUUUGGAUCAAUCUCAACUAUUUGACCUUAUCCGCUCUGAAUCAUUACUCGGGAGUACCGGGCCGACUUCAAGAGAGGACGCAACAAAUUUUUACGGAGCUUCGUCAAAACAUUGUUAGAAAUAUGGCCGAGGAGUUGCAACGAACCGGAUAUAUUUGGGAGAACUACGAUGACAAGACGGGUCGAGGCAGAGGGACACAUCCAUUUACUGGGUGGAGCUCUCUUGUGCUGAUGAUUAUGAGUGAUCAACUUGACGGG